Molecule: messenger RNA, 2881 nt
Organism: Exaiptasia diaphana
Lineage: Eukaryota; Metazoa; Cnidaria; Anthozoa; Actiniaria; Aiptasiidae
Product: putative U-box domain-containing protein 53
Exons: 9
Coding region: 128-2398 (756 amino acids)
Biological process (GO): protein phosphorylation
Molecular function (GO): protein kinase activity; ATP binding
Source: RefSeq, a predicted model, not a curated record
AUUCCAAUCAAUCCUGUCAAUCAUAAUAAUUCAUGCAUGUGGUUGUCACAGUGACUACAACUUCCCGUGCUUGAAACGUAACGGUUGAAAGAUCUAACUUAAUAACACAAUCACUAUACCAUUAAGAAUGCGCAGACUGGAAUCAUUGAAGAUGGCCAAAUUCGAAAAACACACGAAAUACAUCCUUCUAAAGGAAUCGACUAAGUGGCAUAGUGGAGCUGGGUCGUUUCUUCCCGGUGAAAUCAUGGAAGAAUUGUCAGCUUUGCGCGUCGGAGCAAAAAUUUCUUUGCGCAAAGCACCCAUCGGAGAUGAAACACCUGAAUUUGAAAAUUUGCUUACAUGCCUCAUAUCCGAUGUUGGAAAGCUAACAGACAGCGAAGCUGAUUUACUGAUGGCUGUUGGAUUAGAAAAAAGGCUUUCUAUCUAUGUUGAAAACAGUCAUCAGUUGAAAUUUGGAAAAGAUUUGAAACUUGGAAGUGAGGUUUUAGUUCGUUUGGAAGAUGGGCAAAAUCAAUCUGCAGGAAUAGUUCGAUAUAAAGGACCGCAUUCUACACCCAAUACACACCCUGGUGUAUGGUUCAGAGUGGAACUAAAGAACCUUCCUGGAGCUUUACCGAUGGUUCCUUUGGAUAGAAUACAAAGGGCUGAUCAGGUGGACGAUUAUGAAGAAAUUGGUGCUCAGAAUCUUAUGGUUCCUUCGGAUAACACACAAGUUUUGGCGAAUGAAAUACGUAGCUAUCGUAGAAAAGUUUUAUAUAGAAGACGAAGUGUAGACUCAGACUCUUGUUAUAACUCAUCAUUCUACACAGAAGAAUCUACAAAUGAGGAUGGAGAACAGAUGGAUCAAGGAGAAGAAAAACACCCCUUCAAGUUAUCUUUACAAGAUUUAGAGAGCACUCCAUUUUACAUUGAAGGAAAAAAGAAACUAGAAGGAGAAGUGAAGACGAUAACAAAUAUUUCCAAAGAAUGCUUUGAAGUAACAGUAGAGGUGACAAAAAAGAGAUUUGCGAGAAAAAGUCAGCCUCAAUCAAUGAAAGUGACUUUUUGUCCGCGGAAGGAAAUGCUAAGCCUGGACGGGGCGGAUCAAGUGGCGGAUCCAGGAUUUUUCAAAGACAAACAAGAAACACGAAGUAAGCAGUACUAUAUUGAUGAGGAAGAAAUAGGUAGUACAUUCGAAUAUUUAGAUCAAGUACUCCUGAACGAACAACGCGAAUCUUACUUUAAUGGGCAACUGGAAGCAUAUCAACGAGAACUUGAAUUGGAAAGAAUCGAACAUGCAAAAACUGACAGUGACCUUAAGAGAGAACAUGAACAUCACGCAAUCACACAUGAUGAGCUCCAGUGGGAACUGCAGGCGCACUCAGUCACAAAAGAUAAACUCCAGGCGGAGACACAAGCACACGCAUCCACGCGAAAUCAGCUGAAAAUGGAACAACAAGCAUAUGCCUCCGCGAGGGAAGAACUCCGCAAACAGAAGAGGCAACAUAAAUUCAAUAGUGAUACGCACAUAGCGUUCAUCUACACCUAUUUUGACGACCUUAAAAACGAAAAACGAGACCAUGAACACACAAAAGAUGAGCUUCAAAUGGAACAGCAGGCACAUGAGAUUACACGACAAGAACUCCAACAAGAACGAGAAAUCAACUCUGUGUGGAUCCUCGAUAGAAGUGACAUUGAGAUGACCGAGGAGAUUGGUAAAGGUGCAUAUGGAACUGUAAUGAAAGGAAAGUUUCAAGGAACUGAUGUAGCUGUUAAACAAAUGCAUGGAAUUUUGUCAUCUGGGUUUUACAAGCGUCUCUUUAAACGUGAAAUGAACAUUGCCUCUCAGUGUCAUCAUCCCUGUCUUCUUCAGCUCAUCGGAGCUACAAGCGAUGAUCGAAGCCCACUUCUGGUGACAGAGCUGCUGGACACCAAUCUACGGUCGGUCUUAGAGGAAGAAGGUAGAUUACAACUUCCUCAGGUGAUCAUAAUCGCACUUGAUGUGGCAAAGGCUUUGAAUUAUCUCCACCUUAAGCAACCAGCUCCCAUAAUUCAUCGGGAUGUCACCAGCGCUAAUGUGUUGCUUUGGAAGCGAGAUGAUAUGUGGAGGGCUAAAGUUUCAGAUUACGGUGCGGCAAACUUCAUGCAAUACGCCUCGACUGCCUGUCCUGGUGCUGUGGUGUACUCUGCACCCGAAGCACAGACCUCAAGACAGUCACCAAAGAUCGAUGUUUACAGCUUUGGUGUACUGGUGUGUGAAAUGAGCAUUGGAGAAUUUCCCGUUCCACCUGAGCGCGAAAGACAAGUUUCCAAGGUCUCCAACCACGACUUGCAUAUCCUGAUUAGGAACUGCUUGCGAAGAAAUCCAAACAAACGACCCUCUAUGACAGACAYAAUUCUUUACCUUGAUGAUCUGUGAUACAACAAUGUUCUCUGAUGGAAAUUGUUCAGUGAGAAAACAGAAGCUGUGGGCAUUGGAUAUGAAUGCUGCUGUAUAUAUAUAAUCAUUUGCCAUUUCUGACAAACUGCACAGUAUAUAUAUAUUCUUGCAUUUAUUUUUUCAUAUAUACACCGUAUUUUUGUGAAAUUUUCUAUCGAUACUUACCAUAUUUUUAUUGGUAAAAGAGAACUGGUGUGUAGUGUUCAUUUGCGAGUAUAAAAGGCCACUCAAUCGGCAUGCAACGCGUUUAUGGCUUAGAUUUUGCAGAAAAUAAGCGGACUUCAAAUAUUCGUUUACACUUCGUUUCCAUCCGUCGUUUUAAAUAUAGUUUACAACAUUCGCGGCCGUGUUGUAUGGGAAUUACAAUCUCGAGCCACAGGCGAUAGCAAUUGUUAUUUUUGCAGGUUUUUGCAGCGCAGAGUUAUCCUGUAAGCAGUAUAAUUAAAGUUUUUUUACAAACCA